Scatophagus argus is the source of this 9389-nucleotide messenger RNA. RefSeq names its product PH and SEC7 domain-containing protein 1-like. Bases 428 to 5395 code for a protein of 1655 amino acids. The transcript has 17 exons. The record is from RefSeq and is a predicted model, not a curated record. Gene Ontology annotation, molecular function: protein binding; guanyl-nucleotide exchange factor activity; phospholipid binding. Lineage: Eukaryota; Metazoa; Chordata; Actinopteri; Scatophagidae. Gene Ontology annotation, biological process: regulation of ARF protein signal transduction.
CUGGAGAGGACGGAGGCAGGAAGGAGCGGAGAUGACGGGGGGAGAAAAGAGGGAAUCACAGAAAGGAUGAGACCAGAUAAACCGUGUGGGAGGUGUAAAUCCUGUAUGGAUGAGGCGGCUGUGAGAGGAGGAGAGGUAUGAAGAAUAGGCGGCUGUUGGAGGUGUCCCACGGGCAUGUUUGUCCUCUGGCCAUUCAGCCCGAGUGUCUCCACUCUGCACACAGACGCUCUGCGAGGGAGAAGAAAGACCGUCUAAAAAUAAACUGACACCCACCACCAGCAGAAAAACCAAAACCAAACCAACAAAUAGAAGAAGAGGACAAAGAAGGAUUUUUUUUGUCUCUUUCACCCUGUCUGACUCUCUCUCUCUCUCUCUUUCCCUGCUCCAGUUCUGUUUCUCUGUCCUCAUUACAGCCUGAGAGGAGGUCAUGUCCCAGUCUGGAAAAGUCCUUCAUUUGUAUGUAGAAGUGAGGUCUGCCCCAGAUCAGAAGGGAGGGAAAGCAGCAUUUGGAGAAAACGAAGAAGGGAUUGCUCAGGGGCAUUCGGUUCAGGACAAUCCUGCGGAGCUCCUGUCUCAGCUAGCGAGCCAGACGACAUGCCAGACCGUUACCAAGGUCUCCACAGGCCACCGCCUGGUUCAGGACUGCACACACAGCCCGUCUCCUUCGAGAAACACUGUUAACUUUCAGCUCCAGCAAGCCGGCAGGUCCCCUGUAGUCACCAAGCACUGGACUUCACCCUGUGAGGACACGCCUGCCGUCCACUCGCCAUCAAUGACCUCUUCUGGAAGAGUCACGCUCCCUCACACACCUCCCAACUGCCGGAGGUUUAAUGAGGAAGAGGUCUGCGAUGGCAAGCGGUCUGUAGUCACCUUCAGUUAUGUUGAGAAGUCCAAUGUGAAGACUGUGGACAGUCCACGCAGCUCUGUGUGCGAGAGAAGGAGCAGAGAGGAAAGAUCCACCCCCUCUCACUUUCGCAAAAGGCUCAGCGAUCCAGUUUGGUUUGGAAGUCCCGAUUCAUCGUGCAGCUCCAGUCCUAAGCUGACUUUCCGAUCUCCAGGAAGUCACCAGCAGACGUUCUCUCCCGGCCUUCGCCAACCACCCUUGGAUCCCAUCGGCAGGGCAGCUACCCAGAGGGCUGUGGAGGAGUUCGGCUCCCCGUUACUGAGAAUUAAACUAGCCCAUGCACUUGAGCACACAUCCACAUCCUCACGCUACAACCAACAGCCACGCUGUCAGUCCUGGGCUGGUUCUCCUGUGCAGCGUCAGAGCAUCAGUGUAAACCCCAAAGACCACACCACGGAUAGGAGGCAGGCCCUUUGCGGGCUACCUCGGAGCCCAGCAUCUGACCAGCUUUCCUCCCAGUCCAGACAGUCUCCUCACUCAAAGCCAGAAUCCCGCGUCGGGUCCCAGAGCCCUCAUCAGUGGUUAGGAGAGGACAGAGCUGCGGCAGGUAGUCCAGCCACCAAAAGACGUGUUCACAGGACCAGUAACAGGAGCACUUCUCCACAGGGAGCAAUUCUUCAACUUGGCAAUAAUGUAAUUGAGGGCUUGAACCAGUUAAGUGACAGUAAAUCCUCCUCUCCGGCUCGUAGCCCUGAAGUUGCACGCAGGUUAGCAGAGGAGGCCACCAAAGUAUCCUCUGUUUUCACCGAGGCAAGACGAUCCUCAUUGCACGGUGCUUUAGGUGAGUCCGCAAGCCUCUCAAACUCUGGAGAGUUUCAGAUUUCGUCUUCAAAUGCACAACAGUCUAAGCAAACGCUCAAGAUGAAUAUCCCUUUAAACGACCAACACACGCCAGCAUCUGACAACACAGACUGUCACCAGCCUGAAAACUCGAUCUUGCAGUCACAGUCACUUGAAACAAACUCCCAUAAUAAUAACUGUGAGACACACCAGGAGGACUCCAUUCAGAAAUCCCAGCAUCAGAGCUCAAUUUUAUCGGUGUCUCACAAUUCCCCUGCCAUUCCUUCACGUAUACUCCGUCCCUCUCAUCCUCCCACAGAGCUCAGCUCUCCCAUGAGGGACCCCAGGUUAUUCCAAGCAGAGCUCCGAGCACCAGACACUCCCACCCUGCAUCGGCGUCAGCUCCCACAAUACACCAGAGACUCCUGGUCCCUGGGCCUGGACAAGAGGGGCGACCUGAGCUGUUCAGAGAGAGGGGACGGCACAGAGCUUGCUCGCAGGCUCUUUAUCAAUCAGAGUGUUGAGGAGGCACCAGUUAGCUGGACAUCCAGGCAGCAGUGGGGGAAUCAGGGGGAGAACAGCCCAAGACUAAGCUCUGAGCCUGAAUUUGGGUCCAUCUAUGAUCGAACCCCUGAUCGUCAAUCCAGCAGCCGGUGCCGACCGCUCAGUCCCACAGCCCAGCGGAAACGGGCUGAGCAGAGGAGGAGAGAAAUCCUGCUUCUGGGACCGGUGGUGCUGGACUCUCCAGAGGAGGAUGAGGGUUGUGAUGAGGAAGGACAGCACGAUGAGGUGGAGGGAUUUGGGGCAGUGCAGCAGCCUCGUCUGCAGAGGGUGGAAGAGCCUCCAGAAGCAGAGCCAAAUGGAGUGAUGGGAGGGUCGUCCUCGCGGAGCUCCAGUGGGGUGACGGGCAGCUUGGGGGACAGGGACUGUGUGUCCCCGGAGUCCAGUCAGUCCAGUCACCAGAGCAACGAGACCGGGGUCGCCACCUCAGGAAUACAGGUGGGAAAGAAAACGGACAGCGGCUGUGCGGCGCCCGUCCCCUCGCUUCACUGUCAGAGGAUCGCACGAGCCAAGUGGGAGUUUCUAUUCGGGACCCCUGCUGAGGAGGCUGCCAGCAGGGGGGCGAGAAAUUCUCUGGAAACCUCCACAGCGCCUCCCAGUGGUAACUCCAGUGAGUCUCCCACACCGACCCCCCCUUCCUCCCUGCCUCUGCUCUCUGCCAAUCACGAGGUUCAACAUGUGGAGGUAGAACUGGUGACGCCUCCCCCAGCCAUUAUCGGGACUUCGCCCAAAACUGGCAUCAUUCGCCGCACACUAAAGUACUCAGAAACUGACCUGGACGCCGUCCCACUGCGCUGCUACCGCGAGACGGACAUAGACGAGGUGCUGCUGGCUGAGCAGGAUGACGCCGACUCUGCGUUUGGGAGUAACCGCAGCGUGCAGGGCACUUCGGGGACUGGCAGCAGCCCGCUCGAGGGUCUGGCCUAUGGGGGGACAGAUGGGGGGGUGGCAGAGGAGAGAAGAGGGGGAAGGGAGGACGAGGAGGAGGAAGAUGAGGAGGAGGAUGAAGAGGAAGAGAUGGUGAGCUGGGCCAGCGUGAGGAUGCAAGGAGACAACAGGAAGCAGCAGUACGCAGCUCAGGAAGAGCCGGAGGUGUUUGGUCACCUUCUGAAGAGGCCAAUGGAAACGUUUUUCGACAACCACCAUCCAGCCCUGAAAUCCCCCAUCUUGGUCUCUGGUCCGCGUUGUGCUGCAGAGGACACCUUCAGCCGCCACUUUGAGAGCAUCAUGGAGUCACACAGAGCCAAAGGCACAUCAUACAACAGCCUUGACAGCGAGGAGCUGCUGACCUCCAGCACUCAAACAGUCCUGACCUUUGACCUGCCCACGCUGACCCCUGCCAUCCACACUCCGGUUUGCCAGAGCGCCAGGCAGAUCGUCCAGCUCAGCUUCGCCCCGCUGGCGCACGGCGAGCGACCCAGUCUCUCUGACUCUAUCUUUACCGUGACUGGGGACUCGGACGCCACCCGAGCUCCGUCCAGCGAGAGGCUGAGCAGCGGAUCUGACGAUACGCCGCCCAGAGGACGAGAGUGUGCACAGCUGGGGAGCGACUGGCACAGCAACCUUUCCUUUUCGUUACCAAGCAGGGAGAAGGCCCGCCUGGCCACAGAUUCGGAGCUGGACCAGGACCUCAGUGACAGACUGGGUCUGGGCAGCAGCGACACCCUCACCAACGGCAGUCACCGCGCCGACGUGGCAGCCGCCAAACGCUUGGCCAAACGUCUCUUCAACUUGGAUGGCUUCAGGAAAUCCGAUGUGGCGCGUCACCUCAGCAAGAAUAAUGACUUCAGCCGUAUGGUGGCAGAAGAGUAUUUGAGUUUCUUCAGCUUCACAGGCCUCGCUCUCGACCAGGCGUUGCGGACUUUCCUCAGGCAGUUUGCCCUGAUGGGUGAGACUCAGGAGAGGGAGAGGGUGCUGUCACACUUUUCUAAGCGCUACUUGGACUGCAACCCAAGAGUCAUACCAUCAGAGGAUGCGGUUCACACUCUCACCUGUGCCCUCAUGCUGCUGAACACUGACCUGCAUGGUCCGAACAUCGGAAAGAGGAUGUCGUGCACGCAGUUCAUUAGCAACCUGGAAGGACUGAACAACGGCCAAGAUUUUCACAAGGAUCUGCUCAAAGCGCUCUACAACUCAAUCAAGAAUCAGAAGCUGCAGUGGACACUCGACGAAGAAGAGCUGCGGAAGUCUUUUUCGGAGCUCGGGGACAGCCUGUGUGACUCCAACACCUCCAGAUCGAUGAAGCGGGUGGGCAGCAGUGGCAAGCCCCUCUCGGACGGGUCGGAGCCAUCUGGAUCGCUGCUCUACAAGAACGGAUUCCUGGUCCGCAAAGUCCACGCCGACUGUGACGGCAAGAGAACACCAAGAGGGAAGAGAGGCUGGAAGACCUUCUAUGCCAUCCUAAAAGGGCUAAUUCUCUAUCUGCAAAAAGGGGAGUACAGGCCUGAUAAACAGCUGUCCGAGGAGGACCUGAAGAACGCCGUGUCCAUCCACCACUCUCUGGCCAUGAAGGCUUCAGACUACAGCAAGAGGCCCAACGUGUUCUACCUGCGAACUGCCGACUGGAGGGUGUAUCUCUUCCAGGCACCGAACGCAGAGCAGAUGCAGUCUUGGAUCACACGGAUCAACACAGUGGCCGCCAUGUUCUCAUCUCCUCCCUUCCCAGCAGCCAUCGGCUCCCAGAAGAAGUUCAGCCGGCCGCUGUUGCCGGGGACGACGUCAAAACUCUCUGAGGAGGAGCAGGUCAGAUCCCACGAAGCUCGAUUCAGAAGUCUUUCCACUGAACUGGCUGAGCUCCGCUCUUACCCUCCCGACCGCAAGGUCAAAGGGCGCGAGCUGGAAGAGUACCGCCAGCGAGACGAGUAUCUGGAGUUUGAGAAAACACGGUAUGGGACGUACGUCAUGCUGCUGCGAGCUAAAAUCCGUAGCGGCGUGGACGACCUGUCUGUGUUCGAGUCCCAGCUGCUGGAGGACAAUGGGCUGCAGAGGGCUCACUCCAGCCCCACGCUGCAGGACAGCAGCCAGAUCAGCCAGGUGAGCCAGGCCAGCAGCACCAGAGACGGCGGCAACAGCAGCAAGGCCAGCGGCUGCAGCAGCAAGCUUCGACAGGAAGGCCAGAGACACAGCUACCGGCAGGCUGUCAAGAAGUGAGACGGGGCGGGGGCGCCGGGAGCGGCUCAGCGUUGCACUGCCAGCGGCAGGCUGUCUCCCUGCAUAGGUUUUUGUUUGAGAUCCAGGAGGGUUUGGAGCUCUGCUUGAAGGGGGAGCAGGAGUGAGGGUCUACCCCACGCCCUCCCCCAGACCAUGACGCCCUACCCGGCACCCCGAUCUUCUCGUCUAACAGAGGAGGGCUGGGAAACACCAGCGAGGAUGUUGGUGCAGGAGGUGGGAGGUCACACAUGUGCAGAGACGAGGUGUCUUUGAGAACGUGCGCUGGGUGCAGCAGCAGACUGAACUGUGCAGUGAGAUGCAGGAGGUGCUGACACACUGGACAGGGCACCAGACAGGGACGUACAUCCAGCAUCCUUUCCUACCCCCACCCCCGCUUUGUUCUUUAAAGGCACUUCUCCAGCCUCGUGCUCCCACCUGUUUUCUUGACCUUUCACUCAGUUUUGGGACCAAACAUGUUAACGCGUUUUGACGACUGAUGACUUCAGUUGAAUUGGUACCACCACUCUGAUCUGAAGCGCUGUACCAGUUGCUGGACUGGUCUUGUGGAGCCAUUACAUUCCAGCUCUCUUCUUUUCCCACAUCGCCGCGGUGUGUUCACAUUCUGCACGGGAGGCGGACGCUGCAGCUUUUUUUCUCUCCUGCUCGUAUUUCACUGAGGUUGAAUCUCUGGACUGCGAUCGAGCGUGUGGCAGCAGUGAAACAACACGAUGAGAUGGUGCAGCUCCGAGGACGUCAGGAGGAGUUCACGACGCUCCUGAUGUUCAGCAGCGUAACUGCGUCUCAUCAAGACAUUUUUGUUGCUCUACUUGAAUAGGCGAUAUGUCUCUCUCUCUCUCUCUCUGUCUCCCCCAGUUGCUUUCGCUUCUGUCCCGUGGUGUGCUUCUGUUCUCUUUCUAUUUCUUGGCCGAAAGAUGUUUUCUCCAGUGAUCCGCAUGCCUGCAUCCAGCACAGCUUCUUUUGAGCCUUUUGCUACACUGAGGGCAGCAGUUGUUCCCUGGGGUCGUUUAGCCUCUUCCUCUCAUGCAGGUGCCACAGCCAACAUGUGUGUCUGCACUUAAAGCCUCUCAUUUAUAAACCCUAUUUUAACUCUCACCAGGCAGACCCUGAAUGUUCUUGUUUUUUCAAUAUUUUUACAGUAUUUUACAGUCGUUUGUUGAUGUUGAACCUGUUCCACCUGUGUAUGUCAAGUAUAUGAUGAAAUAUGAUAUUGACGAUAUAAAAGGAAAUAUGUUAUCCAUACUCUUUGUACACACCCAGGAUAUGUUGUAUAUAGAGCACCGUCAGCUUGUAUUGUAGGAUACAGGACAGUAUAUUUAUAAUAUAUUCAACACGCUAUUGUGAAGCUGCAUUAGAUACACUCAGAGCUGACAUUUUCUUCUUGUGAGUCCCAAAAGCGCGAUAAUCAUGUCGGGGGUUGUUUUCCUUUCUUUCUUUUUUUUUUGCUGUCUAACAUGGUGGUAAUAAUUCAGCACAAUAUGAGUAUUAUAGUAAAGCCUAUGUACUUAUCAAAGAUUAGUAAGUGAUCAAAGGGUGUUUGUGACAGGAUUUCGCUGCGUGGUAGUGAAAAAAUUCACGUGAGGUGUUGAGCUACCGUGGGAAGAGUUCCAGAGACAGUGCUGUGACCUAACAGGAUGAUUUUAAAGGGAUCAGCGUUGAUUCUGUUGGCAGAGACGCAUAAAGAAGGUGAGGAAUGUAAAAUAAAAACAAAAAAAUGUGUUAAUGAACCUCCCCGUUAAGGAGGAUGCGGGCAGGCCGGUUUCAAUACGGAAUCUUAUAAUGUUUGGGUAUGAUUUUGGUAGCCAUACACACCUCAUAGCAUCACUGAUGUAUAGCCAUUAUCUACUCAGGCUUUAAAAUGACACCUUGAGCAGCUGCAGUGCCAGCAUCCAACCAGCAGGUGGCGGCGCUGUCGGCAUUUUCAGCCAUAACCACACCUGCUGCACCUGCAGUCAAUAUGCAUGGCAUCACCCACUCACCUGAGGAUGGGGAUGGACUUAGCAGGGCUAAACGAGACGACACCUGUUUGCGUUACGUGAGCGUCUGAGUGUGUGUUUGCGCGUCCGUCUCGCCGUGUGUGAAUGUUAGCGCGUGCACGCAGAGCUGACUGUUUCAUGUUGUCUGACGCAUGUUUCAUCAUCAGCUCCCAUGUUGUUAGCAGAUGAUUUGAUAUUCAGGCUCACAGUGUUUGCCUCUCGAUCACCUUCUGCCUGCGCUUUAGAGCCGAAGCGAUUGGUUGAUUGUUUGAGUCAUCUAUCAAGCAAAAAAACAACAAAAAGCCAAACAAUCUGAGGUUCCAGCUCAUUAAUUAUGAGAAAUUUCUUCUCUUCUUUGUCUUAUGUGACGGUAAAACUGAGUAUCUUUGUGUUUUGACUGUUAGGCAGACAAAAGAAGUAAUUCAAAGAUGUCUAUGUUUUCUACAACUUUCUGACGUUAUGUUGACAAAACGAUUAAUCGAUAACAAAAGUCAACAUUAGAAAUAAUCUAAAUCUCAUUCUUUUCAGUCUGACAGUUUAAGGACAAAAUGCGGAUUGCAUUGUUGCCAUGGCCGACAUCUUGUAUCUUUUGCCAGUUUGUGUAACGUGACGUUACAGCUCUGUAUUUCUAUUCACUACCAGUGUUGGACUCGUGCUGAGUGUCAUUCAUGGUCCACUGAGGGGACGGAUGGCGAGUUUCGAUUCAGAAAGUGCCGAUUUGUUUCGUUCUUGCAUCCUCAGUUGCAGUCAGAUGGAAACCAAUGCUGCAUUGAUGUGAACGCACUCCUCAGAUGUUGUUCUGAAAUGCUGGAUUCCUUUCUUUCCCCGCACUAAAGAAGCUACGGUUAAUGUGGACAUUACAAUGGUUUGAUUUCCUCAGUAUUUACAUUUUGCUCACAGUGCAGCCCUGAAACACAGCCUGUUUAUAUCAUUUAGCACAGAUAAACAUUCUCCCUCCAGUAUCUGCUCUGGAGCUUCCUCAGCACUUUGAGUUUGUCCAGUUUUUAUGAAUCAUUCUCGGCUGGAACAAUUAGCCCAUCUAAAAGGGAGAUUCAUCUGCAGCUUGUGAAUCGGCUGAUUGAUUAUUUUAUGAAUUAGUACGGUAUCAUUCAGCUGAAAUCUAGCACUGAUAAAUCCUGCUAGAUCUAAAUCAUCUCCAAAGUGCUCGGUAGCUCAGUCCAGCCGGUGGGUGUUGCAGGCGCAGGCUCUAGAAGCUCCGCACAGUAUGGGUGGAUGUAUGUGAGGCAGGCAGCUCUUCAGAGCCUCCACCUUGACAAACUCUCCAAGGUCUCCUCGCCACCUCCUCUCUCCGUGUGUUGUCACCGCUGGCUUACAUGAAAGAGCAGCUGCAGGAUCUCCAUGGCACUGCUUAGCGCGGAAGUGGCUGGUUCCCGUGGCGACGGCUGAGUGACGCUCCAGUGAAAGUCACCCUGCUGUAGUGCAUUCACGGCGGUGCAACACGUCCGUUAAAGCGGCAGCGGCGGCAGCAGCGGCGGCGGCAGCAGCGGCAGCGCAUGCCUGCAGCGGUUUGGCCAAACUGCCCUUUAAACGUGCGCUUGUACUGUUUCCAUUCAAAGCCUCAUUUCUGAAUGUAAAUAAAGCAUGAGAUAUUACGGCCUGCGUUCAUUUAUGUUAUGGUUAGAGUAUUAAAUGAAGGGUUAAUAUAUAAGGUAGGUCAGCUUUUCUUUCCUGUCCUCGAGCUCAUGGUCAUUUCUUUAAUUUCUCUCAAUGUGAAUGAAGGAAUAUUUAAUGCUGUCUUAUGCUGUUGUGUUUAGGAGCCUUGAGCCAGCUCAUACAAAUCUUUUUACGUGUAGAGGUCUGAUCUGAUCCAUCUCAGUGUUUUUCUAGACUGGUGCAGGUGAAGGCAACGUUCGUUUUAUGGUGCACAUACAGUAAGCUACAUGUGUCACUGCCUUGUUAAAACUCACCAAGGAAAUGUCGUUUGUGAGCCUCUCCUGGGAGGCACCGAAGAUGAAAAUAAAAGUGUUUUGGAAGGUUAA